Messenger RNA from Pygocentrus nattereri (red-bellied piranha), 3539 nucleotides. It is a transcript of the gene rufy3, whose product is annotated as RUN and FYVE domain containing 3. The record is from RefSeq and is a predicted model, not a curated record. Gene Ontology annotation, cellular component: cytoplasm. Gene Ontology annotation, molecular function: metal ion binding. Gene Ontology annotation, biological process: regulation of axonogenesis. The coding region runs from base 529 to 2499 and encodes 656 amino acids. Lineage: Eukaryota; Metazoa; Chordata; Actinopteri; Characiformes; Serrasalmidae. The transcript has 19 exons.
AAUCCUGCUCAGCAUCACAGCGGCCAUCUUGGUCGACACCCACUUGAUUGCAGUGCGCACAGCCAAUCCAGCUUAUUCAGAACGGGGCUGAGGAGGAGGAGGAGGAGAGAGAGAGAGAGAGAACGAUUGGGAUUGUAGCUUGGCCAAUCAUCCUCGCGCAACAUCUCAACCCUCUGGUCUUGCUGCGCCGGACUGAAGGACAGGGCAGCCUUUAUUCAUACAGUGGAUUUUCUCCUCAUUCAUUUCCUUUGGGGGGAGUUGAGGGGAGUGACGAGAAGAAUUCCACCGUUUCGCAGUUCUCUUGGUGACUGCUUGCCUUUCUUUGCCCUGCCCUAUUUUGUCCCAUUGUUUUCCUUUUCUCUUUUCUUCCCCCUUUCUUUCCAUUGUGCUUGCGAGGACCACUGGCAGGAGCUUAAGUGGAAUUUUAUUCCCCUCCCCCCUUGAUCGGCAUCCUGCCCUGCGCUUGGUGAGGGCCGCCAUCGCUGGCAGUGUUGUUGUUGUCGUCUCUCUGCUUGCAGCUGAGUCACCAUGUCUGAUCUGACGCCCCAGAGCGAGGCCCCCACCCCCACCACGGACAAGAUCACACAGGCAGCCCGGGAGACCAUCUAUCUCUGCAAUUUUCGCGUGUCUGUGGAUGGCGAGUGGCUGUGCCUGCGCGAACUGAACGACAUCUCACUCACGCCUGACCCUGAGCCAGCCCAUGAAGAUUCAUGGGAGGAUUUCACAGAAUUGGUGGAACAAAUGCAAAUGCUUGAUGAGUUUAAAGAUCCUAAGGACCCCAUCGCCAUCGAGAGGCUUAACCUGAUGAACAUGGCCAAGCUGAGCAUUAAGGGUCUGAUUGAGUCUGCACUAAACCUGGGCCGAACUCUGGACUCAGACUAUGCUCCAUUGCAGCAGUUUUUCGUAGUGAUGGAGCACUGCCUGAAGCAUGGUCUCAAAACUAAGAAGACAUUUCUUGGUCAGAACAAGUCCUUUUGGGGCCCCCUGGAGCUAGUGGAGAAGUUGACUCCGGAAGCUGGCGAGAUCACAGCCAGCGUGAAAGACCUUCCAGGACUCAAAACUCCUUUGGGAAGAGGCAGAGCAUGGCUGCGAUUGGCCUUAAUGCAGAAGAAGCUCUCGGACUACAUGAAAACCAUCAUCAACAGAAAGGACCUUUUAAGUGAGUUCUAUGAGCCCAAUGCUUUGAUGAUGGAAGAAGAAGGAGCAGUAAUUGCAGGACUGUUGGUGGGGCUGAAUGUCAUUGAUGCAAACUUGUGUAUGAAAGGAGAAGACCUGGACUCUCAGGUUGGGGUGAUAGAUUUUUCUAUGUAUCUCAAAGAUGGAGGUCAUAGCAGCAAAAGCACAGAGGGUGAUGGACAAAUCACUGCUAUCCUUGACCAGAAAAAUUACGUUGAGGAACUAAACCGACAUUUAAGUGCUUCUGUUAAUAACCUACAAGCCAAAGUGGAUGCACUCGAGAAAUCGAACACAAAACUAACAGAGGAGCUUGCAGUUGCGAACAACAGAAUCAUCACUUUACAAGAAGAGGUGGAGAGGGUGAAAGAAGAGAGCUCUUACCUUGUGGAGUCCAGUCGCAAGGCAUCGAGACCAGAAGGAACUGCAGACGGCCAAGUACUUGGGGAGACUCGGAAACAGCUCAAAGAGGAGACCCAGCUCAGACUGGAUGUGGAGAAAGAGCUGGAAGUGCAGAUAGGGAUGAGACAGGAGAUGGAGCUGUCCAUGAAGAUGCUGGAGAAGGACAUCUGUGAGAAACAUGACGCGCUGGUGGAGCUCAGACAGCAGCUAGAUGAUCUGCGCAGACUUAACCAUGAGCUCUCCCACAAGUCUCAGAGCUCAGAGGCCAGUGUGAAACAGAAGAAUGAAAUAAUCAUUCGCUUGGAAGACAAAACAAAUCAGAUGGCAGCCACUAUCAAACAACUGGAGAACAGAUCUAAGCAGGCGGAGAAGCAGAGGGACCUGGCUGAGGAGGCUAACAGGCUCUUCAAGCAGGAGUUUGGGGACAAGAUUGAGAGUCUGCAGCAACAGGUGGAGCAGUUACAAAAGCAGAGGACCAGUUUGGAGCAGGAGCUGAGGAAGGAGAAGGAGCGGCGAGGAAGCCAGCAUUCUGACGCUAUGCUGGGUAGAACACCCCCACAGAGAGACGUGAGGCAGCAAGUUGAGGAGAUCAGAAAGGAACUGGAAGCAGUCAAAAAAGAAAAUGACACACUCCGAAAUGUGCUGGAAGAGAAAACAAGUCUGAGCUCAAGUUUGUCACUUUCACAUGAUGAAGAGCAAGAUCGGUCUCAUGAGCCAGAGCCUUCCAUCUGCCAAAUGUGUGAAUGUCCAGAAUCUCUAACCAGGAAUAAGCGCGAGUGCAAGAACUGCAGAGGAGUGUUCUGUGAAAGCUGUAUUGCCAACGAGCUCCCCCUGCCCUCUUCCAUCAACCCAGAACAUGUGUGCAACACAUGCUACUCCACCUUACUGCAGCAGUAUGCCUCAGCCCCCUCAACUCCUUCCUGAGUCACCUGGACAAUUGAUAUCAGUAAAGGUUAUUAAUAACUGGAAGACCCCAGAGUUCAAUAUCAUAUUUUGAACCUUUAUCCAGCAACUGCUACACAAGUGGCUUUUUUGUGAUGCUUGCUGAAAAGGGAUAGUUUUAAGGGCUUUAUGUGACUUAACUGAGUCUUCUACCUUCCUUAAAUUCAGUAUCAGUUAGGAGAUGAGUGAUGUUGUCCACUGAGUGGACUUGUACUACUUGAAUUGUGUAUUUUUUCUUUUUCUGAUUCAUAUGGUUUUCAUUAAGAGAUGACUACAACCAUUUCCACCAAGACAGUUACUUUCUGGCUGCUGUCCAGGAUGAAAGAUAAUAUUUAAUACUUCCGCUGAUUUUUAAACUGUAUUUUAAACAGAUUGUGCAAUUUGAAAACCUUGCAAUUAUGCCAUUGAGCUGGCACCAUGCACUAGGGUUUUAACAGUGUGGAGCUGCCUUACUCACUUACUUGGUGAACAUAAUCAUACCUGACAUUUUAUUGAGCCAAAGCAUUAGAGUUUACAUGCCAUUUUUUCAGUGCAUCACAUCUGUUGGUUUCUUUUUAUUAUAACUUUUUAAAGUAAAAACUUUUUUUGCUGAAUCAUCUCUCCAGGUUUUAUCAAACGGUGGGAGCUAAGACAACAAUUAUAAUGAUUUAUCAUGAUGGAAGAAUGGAAUUUGGUUUGCGAAACUUUAAUGUACUUUACUUACUUGGGUAUUAGAGCUCCUCAAUAAAGAUUCACUUUAAAUGGAUCAGCUAAUUUAUAGAAACUUCUUGCAGUAUGAACAGUUUCCAAUGUGAAUGUAAUACCCACAGUACAAAGUAUCAAACAGGUAUGUGUUUCAUUCGUUACAAGCUUCCAUCACUGAUCAAUUGAGUAAUCCAUUCCAAAUAAUCCAACUAAUGACUAGUGUGUCUUCUGGAAAUGCUUGUUUCAUAUUGCUUUUAUUCUAAUGGAAGUCAUAAGCAGUUGUGAACAUGUCUUUAAAAAAAAUAGGACAACAUACAAAAUAAAAGGAAUGUGCUCCA